Messenger RNA from Acanthocheilonema viteae, 1434 nucleotides. The record is from the annotation of a GenBank genome assembly. NCBI's taxonomy places the organism in Eukaryota, Metazoa, Nematoda, Chromadorea, Rhabditida, Onchocercidae.
AUGGAUGAUGAAGCGAUAGAAAUAUUUCAAGAUGUUGACGAGACAAUACAAUCAAAUACUUCCAGAACUACCAUUGAAGCCGAUGCUCAACAGGAUAAUAUAUCAAUCGCAGAUGUAUUACGGCAAACUGCCAAUGCAUUUUUACGUGAUAAAUACCUUCAAGGCUUUGAAUUUCAAAAAGACUGUCAAUUGUAUUAUAAUCCAUUAACAGGCUACUAUUAUGAUCAAAACACUGCCUUAUUCUAUCAUCCGUUAACAAAUUGUUAUUAUUAUUACGACAGUCAAACAGACAGUUACGUGUAUUACACAAGAAUUCCUUGUGAACAUAUUUGGACAGAUAAAUUGGCUGAGCGAAAAGCAGUAGCUAUGUUAGGAGAAUCAUUCGCUGCAGGUAUGACGCAAGAUGAGGUAGACGUCUUCGAAUGUUUGAAUUCGUUACUGAAAGUUGUUUUAGAGAUAUUUGAUAGCGGCAACAUUGAUUGUGAUAUAUUGGAUGAUGAAAUAAGUACUCAUAUCCAAGAAGAAAGAAUGGACUAUGCUCCAUGUGUUCGUAUUGUUGAAAAAAAUAGUGGUGCGUUGAAUAUAGUUACAAUUACUGGUGCUAAAAUUGGAACUGCUCCCGAAUGUGAGAUCCGGUUAUCUGCGGAGCAAUCUUCAAGAAGUGAAUAUAGUGCUGUUAUCGAUUAUAACGAAGUAAAGCAGAGGUAUUUUGUGACAGUCAAGGAAAGAGAGCCGGAAGUUUUCCGUAAUAAACUGAGGAUUAAUAUGAAUGAAAUGGUAACUAUAGAUCAUGGUGAUGAAUGGCAGUUUGGAGAACAAGAAUUUUUGACUCACAUUCAUUAUGGAUCGAAUACAUGUGGCUCAUGCGAACCUGGUUUGGUAGGAAACGAUCAAGCGAUAACGUCAGGAUAUACUGAUAAUCUAUCAGUUGGAAAAGUAUCAAAAGAAACAUUGAGACGGAGAAAUUUACGAAAUAUGAAGAAACAGUAUGGUAUUUUUGAUGAUGGAGAAGAAUAUUAUCGGUGCAAGUACCAAAAAAAGGAACGAAAUUUGUUGGGUAACAGUGCUGACAACAAGGAUGAAUCAAUUUAUGCAAAUUGUUUAGCAAAACCUAUACCAGAAAUGAUUGUUUCAUCGAUAAAUAUGAUUCCGUCAUCAUCAACAAUGUUAAACGAAAGUAAUAAAGGAUUUGAUAUGCUUAAACGAAUGGGUUGGAAACAAGGCACUGGUCUGGGACGAAGGGAAGACGGGAUUAUAGAACCGGUGAUUAGUAAAGUUCGUCCUAACAAGGCUGGACUUGGAUUGAAAAAUGAAGUCAAAUUUGAAGUAUCAAAAAGUCGGGAUAAAAAGCAAUAUUUGCUUGAAAUUACGAGGCAACGUUUUCAAAAAGCUGAAAUUUUUUCUGUGGAUGACGAUGAAAAUGAUAAAACGUGA